AUGGAACCGGGCCUGGCGACUCGGGGAGAUGUCAACCCUGUUGACAAGGCCCAGUACGGCUGGCCAUUUGAGUCUGAAGACCUGGAUGUGUUUCUGGAAGCCGCACCAGGAAGACAGGAUGUUGUCCUGUCCAAGCCGAAUGCAACCAAGGCCGAGGCGGUGUCGUCUGCGGAAGCACCCAUCAUCCACGUGUGUUUGGAUGGACGCUCGACCACCGCCCUGGUGGACACUGGUGCCUCCGUCACAGUCAUCAGUCAGGACCUUUGGACGAACAUUGGGUCGCCUGAACUGCGCCGACCGCGCACGGGACACGUGUCGGCUGAAAACACGCCCAUGCCCGUUCUUGGUGUGUGGACGGCGACUGUACGGCUUGCCUACCAGGACGCGACAUUCCCGGUGUGGGUCAUGCAGAACUCGGUGACCCCAUGCAUCCUAGACAUCAACAUCCUGCGCAGGAAGGUCCUUCUGAAGUUCGACCUCUUCGUCAAGACCUCCAAGGCACCAGGACGGACCGACUUGAUCGAGUGCCACAUCAACACGGCCGGGGCAAGCCCAAUCAAGUCGGCGCCGUUCCGGGUGACCCAGAAGGAAGGCGAGAUCAUGGAGGCCGAAAUCCGACAGUACCUGGAUCUCGGGCUGAUCAGGAAGUCUACAAGUCCAUGGGCCAGUCCUGUCCUAAUGAUCAGGAAGCCGGACGGGUCGAUACGCUUCUGUAUCGAUUACAGGAAGUUGAACGACGUCACGGCCAAGGACUGUUACCCGAUGCACAGGGUUGACGACCUCCUGGAUUUCCUCGGGAAAGCCAAAUACUUCUCGACCAUGGACGUAGCAUCCGGGUACUGGAACGUCAGGAUGGCGGAAGACAGCAUCGAGAAGACCGCGUUCACGUGCAAGCUCGGCCUUUACAGUGGGGUCCUCCAAGAUCACCUCUGGCGAACCUGCCUGGUGUACCUGGAUGACGUUAUCAUCUUCAGCAAAGACUUCGGCUCGCACCUGGUCCGCAUCCAACAAGUUCUGACCUGCCUCCAGGAUGCUGGUUUCAAGUUGAAGAUGUCCAAGUGCCAGUGGGGCAGGAACAGAGUGGCCUUCCUGGGACACAUUAUCACUCUUGGAGGGAUCCUGCUCAACCCGGAGAAGGUCAAGGCCGUCCUAAGGAUCCGGCCGCUCAAUAACGUGGCACAAGUACGAUCCUUCCUAGGCCUGACCGGAGGAAACUCGCGAGCCCUCCCAUCCUGGCACCCGGACUUCGACGUCCCGUUCACGAUCUUUGUGGACGCUUGCCCGAUCGCGCUGGGAGCCGUCCUAACGCAAGAACAGGAUGGCCGGCAACGGGUGAUAGCGUACGCCAGCCAGGCACUCGAUGCGUCCCAGCGCAAGUGGAUCGCCAAGAAGGACGGGACGUCGGAGAUCGAAUGCUACGGACUUGUGUGGGCAACGACCAAGUUCCGACCCUAA
Molecule: messenger RNA, 1455 nt
Organism: Aphanomyces invadans
Lineage: Eukaryota; Oomycota; Saprolegniomycetes; Saprolegniales; Verrucalvaceae
Exons: 4
Coding region: 1-1455 (484 amino acids)
Biological process (GO): proteolysis
Molecular function (GO): aspartic-type endopeptidase activity
Source: RefSeq, a predicted model, not a curated record